Molecule: messenger RNA, 4023 nt
Organism: Mustela lutreola (European mink)
Lineage: Eukaryota; Metazoa; Chordata; Mammalia; Carnivora; Mustelidae
Gene: AP1B1
Product: adaptor related protein complex 1 subunit beta 1
Exons: 22
Coding region: 242-3082 (946 amino acids)
Biological process (GO): intracellular protein transport; vesicle-mediated transport
Cellular component (GO): membrane coat; clathrin adaptor complex
Molecular function (GO): clathrin binding
Source: RefSeq, a predicted model, not a curated record
CGGGCAGCUCACUUCCGCCCGGCAGGUGACAGCCGCGGGGCUCCUAGCGGCCGGCGGCACAGACGCACCGGGGGAGCGGGAGGACGAGGCCGCGGACAUUUUGCUGAGGAGUCGAGCCGCGCCGUGGCGCCGGGAGCCGUCCGGACCUGUGGGUGAGGAAGCGGGGAGUCCGGCGAGGCAGGAGAAGGAGUGGGGCCGGGAGGCGGUGAUCUGAGAGUCCGGCCACAGAUAAGGGACCAAAAUGACUGACUCAAAGUAUUUCACCACGACCAAGAAAGGGGAGAUCUUCGAGCUGAAGGCAGAGCUCAACAGUGACAAGAAGGAGAAGAAGAAGGAGGCGGUAAAGAAAGUGAUUGCAUCAAUGACCGUGGGCAAAGAUGUCAGUGCCCUCUUCCCCGACGUGGUGAACUGUAUGCAGACAGACAACCUGGAGCUGAAAAAGCUGGUGUACUUGUAUUUGAUGAACUAUGCCAAGAGUCAACCCGACAUGGCCAUCAUGGCUGUCAACACCUUUGUGAAGGAUUGUGAGGAUCCCAAUCCCCUGAUCCGGGCCCUGGCUGUGCGGACCAUGGGCUGCAUCCGCGUUGACAAGAUCACAGAGUACCUGUGUGAGCCACUCCGGAAGUGCCUGAAGGAUGAGGACCCGUACGUGCGCAAAACAGCAGCUGUGUGUGUUGCCAAGCUGCAUGACAUCAAUGCCCAGCUGGUAGAGGACCAGGGCUUCCUGGACACCCUUAAAGACCUCAUCUCUGACUCGAACCCCAUGGUGGUGGCAAAUGCAGUGGCUGCCCUCUCAGAGAUCGCUGAGUCUCACCCCAGCAGCAACCUGCUUGAUCUGAACCCACAGUCCAUUAAUAAGCUGCUGACAGCCCUGAACGAGUGCACCGAGUGGGGCCAGAUCUUCAUCCUCGACUGCCUAGCCAACUAUACACCCAAGGAUGACCGGGAGGCCCAGAGCAUCUGCGAGCGGGUCACUCCCAGGCUCUCCCACGCGAACUCUGCUGUGGUGCUCUCUGCUGUGAAGGUGCUGAUGAAGUUCAUGGAGAUGUUGUCCAAGGACCUGGACUACUAUGGCACGCUGCUCAAGAAACUGGCCCCACCCCUGGUCACGCUGCUGUCGGCCGAGCCGGAGCUGCAGUAUGUGGCCCUGCGCAACAUCAACCUCAUUGUGCAGAAAAGGCCUGAGAUCCUGAAGCACGAAAUGAAGGUCUUCUUUGUGAAAUACAAUGACCCCAUCUACGUGAAGCUGGAGAAGCUGGACAUCAUGAUCCGUCUGGCCUCCCAGGCCAACAUCGCCCAGGUCCUGGCGGAGCUGAAAGAGUAUGCAACAGAGGUGGAUGUGGACUUCGUACGGAAGGCUGUGCGAGCCAUUGGGCGCUGUGCCAUCAAGGUGGAGCAAUCUGCAGAGCGCUGUGUGAGCACGCUGCUCGAUCUCAUCCAGACCAAGGUCAACUACGUGGUCCAGGAAGCCAUUGUGGUCAUCAAGGACAUCUUCCGCAAGUACCCCAACAAGUAUGAGAGUGUCAUCGCCACACUGUGUGAGAACCUGGACUCCCUGGAUGAGCCUGAGGCCCGGGCUGCCAUGAUUUGGAUUGUGGGCGAGUACGCCGAGCGAAUUGACAACGCCGACGAGCUGCUGGAGAGCUUCCUGGAGGGCUUCCAUGAUGAGAGCACCCAGGUCCAGCUACAGCUGCUAACAGCCAUCGUGAAACUCUUUCUGAAGAAGCCGACAGAGACCCAGGAGCUGGUGCAGCAGGUCCUCAGCUUGGCCACUCAGGACUCUGAUAACCCAGACCUGCGGGACCGUGGCUACAUCUAUUGGCGUCUGCUCUCCACGGACCCAGUGGCUGCCAAGGAGGUGGUGUUGGCUGAGAAGCCACUCAUUUCUGAAGAGACAGACCUCAUUGAGCCCACACUGCUGGACGAGCUCAUCUGCUACAUUGGCACCCUGGCCUCCGUCUACCAUAAGCCUCCCAGCGCCUUUGUGGAGGGGGGCCGGGGCGUUGUGCACAAGAGCCUGCCACCACGCACUGCCUCGAGUGAGAGCACCGAGAGCCCUGAGACGGCCCCUGCUGGAGCACCCUCUGGUGAGCAGCCGGAUGUCAUCCCUACCCAGGGCGACCUGCUGGGUGACCUCCUCAACUUGGACCUCGGCCCCCCAGUGGGUGGCCCACCCCUGACCACCUCCUCAGUGCAGAUGGGAGCCGUAGACCUUCUUGGUGGAGGCCUCGACAGCCUGAUGGGGGAUGAGCCUGAAGGGAUUGGGGGUCCCAAUUUUGUGGCACCCCCAGCAGCAACAGUCCCACCGAACCUAGGAACAUCCAUGGGCAGUGGCCUGAGUGACCUCUUCGACCUGACCAGUGGCGUGGGCACGCUGUCGGGAUCGUAUGUGGCCCCCAAAGCAGUGUGGCUUCCAGCCAUGAAAGCCAAGGGGUUGGAGAUUUCAGGUACUUUCACCCGCCAGGUGGGUUCCAUCUCCAUGGACCUGCAGCUGACCAACAAGGCCUUGCAGGUCAUGACUGACUUUGCCAUCCAGUUCAAUCGCAACAGCUUCGGCCUGGCCCCUGCUGCCCCCCUCCAGGUCCACGCACCACUCAGCCCCAACCAGACUGUGGAGAUAUCCCUGCCUCUCAACACGGUGGGCUCGGUCAUGAAGAUGGAGCCUCUGAACAACCUCCAGGUGGCCGUGAAGAACAACAUUGACGUCUUCUACUUCAGCACUUUGUACCCACUGCACAUCCUCUUUGUGGAGGAUGGGAAGAUGGACCGACAGAUGUUCCUGGCCAUGUGGAAGGACAUUCCCAAUGAAAAUGAAGCCCAGUUCCAGAUCAGAGACUGCUCUCUCAAUGCAGAGGCUGUGAGCAGCAGGCUACAAAGCAGCAACAUCUUUACGGUCGCCAAGAGGAAUGUGGAGGGCCAGGACAUGCUCUACCAGUCCCUGAAGCUGACCAACGGCAUCUGGGUGCUGGCGGAGCUGCGCAUCCAGCCAGGCAAUCCCAGCUUCACGCUGUCCCUGAAAUGUCGAGCACCAGAGGUGUCCCAACACGUGUACCAGGCCUACGAGACCAUCCUCAAGAACUGAGGCCCCAUCCAGUGCCCACCCUGGCCUUCUGCCAGCCCCAACAAGGAGCCCCCGGGGAGUGGCAGCACCUCCUUCCUGGAGACGCUGAGCAAGGCUCUUGGACACCACGGAGUUCCCUGGUCCUAACUGCCAGGCCCACCUGGGUCCUCAGGGCAGGUUAGCAUUCCUCCUGGAGUGAAAUCUCAGUGUACCCCUGUGCUCGGGGACUCCCCUCUUCUGUUGCUGCUGACAGUUAGGGUCAGGUGAGGAGGGGACCAAAGGAAACAGAGCCAGAGAGGCCACAGAAGCUGAUCAGGCAGACCCAGGGUUUUCUCUUCCUUUUCCUGACCAGUGCUUGAAGGGCGAGUAUGUGGCUCCCUCUUCGGGCUCCUGGCCUGGGAAGCCGCUGCCCCUCAGUCUCUCUUGGGUCAGUGUUAGAGGGCCUCCCCAUUACCCGCUCUCAGGCCAGGCUGUCCUGGUGUGUGUGGAGGGUCCUUUGGUGUGCCCAGAGAGCUCCUCUGUCAGGGGUCUGGGGCUCCUGGGGGCCUACACCCCUACCUUCCCUCUCUGCAUCCACCCAGGGUUGUGCCCAUCGGGCCUCAAGCCUCCCGAGCACUGACCUACACGGGCAAGACUGGGCAGAAACGUCCAAAGCCCCGACCCAGGCUCCUGCCCCCCCAGCAGUUGCACACAUCGACUCACCCCACUCCUUUUCUUGCCCCGAAGGACGGUGACUGCCUUCAAUAUAGUCCUUGGCGUCCCCUGUGUUUCUGGAGCAGAGACAGGACUGAGGGAUGGGGCACAUGGGCGAGCAGGGUGCUUCCCAUCUGGGAUUUCUUUGGGGUUUCUCCUUAGUGUCUGCUGCCCUCCCCCUGGCCUCCCAUAUUUCCGUUGUGUCUGACAGAGCAUUAGGUUUUCCUGUACUGCUGUUUAAUAAUAAAGAAAGAUUCUGCUUUUGGCAA